Molecule: messenger RNA, 405 nt
Organism: Exophiala spinifera
Lineage: Eukaryota; Fungi; Ascomycota; Eurotiomycetes; Chaetothyriales; Herpotrichiellaceae
Exons: 1
Coding region: 1-405 (134 amino acids)
Source: RefSeq, a predicted model, not a curated record
AUGGAUAAGGAGACCCUGAAACAAGAUCGAACAGAAUGGUACAAGCACACCGAAUGGCCCGAGCACUUGGCGAAGCGGAACUUGCCAUUCUUGGCCCAUGCCAGCCGACUCCCAGAUCGAGAUGAAGUUGUGCUACACGAGGCUGUACAAGUACUGGAUCUUGUACUGCAAUAUACAGUGAUGGGUCUCUCAACAUUGGAGCAGGAGCUUUGGCGGUGGCUUCGUAGCGCCAAACAGGCCGAACCUGAUGUCCGACCGUUCUCUCGACUGCAAGAACCGAACAGCCAAGACCGAUAUCACGGCUACAUGCGACGCUUUCUGUGUCUCGUCUUACGGGUAUGGCUAUCUUCACAGGACCCGCAGCGGCUUAACCAACCGAAUUCGAGUUCAUCACCAGAGUCUUGA